Messenger RNA from Fraxinus pennsylvanica, 306 nucleotides. The record is from the annotation of a GenBank genome assembly. Lineage: Eukaryota; Viridiplantae; Streptophyta; Magnoliopsida; Lamiales; Oleaceae.
AUGCAUUCCCACUUGUACAGUAUGAUUAUUGUAGACCUGUUAUUUGAUAGAACUCCCCUCACUCCCACCCCACCCUGGAUUAGCAGGAGGAGGUUUGGUGCAGUGCUCAGUAUAAUUCCGAUAGCCAAUUCUGUAACUAAGUUGACUGCACGAUGCGAGCUAUAUCAUGAGUGUGCUUUCUUUACUUUGAGGAAGACGAGGAGACUGAAACAGAACUUAUUGCUAGCGCCAAAGUAUAUGCCCUUGUGCCGUAAGCGCACUGUGAUUGGGCAAGUGGUCAAAGUGGCUGUGCAAGGAAGUCCUUGA